AUGCAUCAGAGAAUUCAUACUGGUGAGCAGUCUUAUAAAUGCAGUGACUGUGGGAAAGCCUUGACUCCUGAGAGCCAACUCCAAGAUCACCAGCAAGUUCACGCAGCCAGUUUGCUGACCUGUGGGAUCUGCCAGGCUUCUGGUUAGGUCUUCAUCAGCCCAGACUCACUCUUAGGAGUGGAGAAAUACCGGACCAUCCUGACCCUAGAAAAUGUCCCAGGAGAUGUCCUGGAGUACAGCUGGUAUCGGGGCAAGGACAACAGUACAGGAAACAUGAUUUUCAGCGAUAAACCUCCCAAUACCCGAUACCCUGGACCCUUGUACAGUGGAUGUAAGAAUGUGACCUGUGCAGGUAUCCUGGUGGUGAGGAUGUCGACGGUAAACGACACAGGUAUUGAAGUGGACACCAGCAACGGGACCCAAAGAGCAACUGGCUGGCUCGAGAUCAUAAAUCCUAGUUUGGAUGCUCUUACCAACUCCUUGAACAUCAGUUGGUAUGUGAAUUUUGUACCAACCUCAGGCAGUAACUGCAUGAAGAUUUCCCCGGAUGGCAAGACUCUGAUCAUCCACAGAGUCAGUCGUUAUGACCACACUCUUCAGUGUGCCAUAGAAGAUGCCCCAGAAAUACUCCAGAAAAGUGAGAUGGUUCACUUGACUGUGGCCUAUGGACCAGACUAUGUGUCACUGUGGACCCAGCCCGGUUUCUUUGCUGGUGUGCUGACUGCUGGUAUUGGUUCCAGUGUACAGCUGGAAUGUACCUGUUUCUCCAGGCCGGAGCCCAGGGACCACUGGAUCCAUAACGGCCUCCUCCUGAGCAUCUCAGAGAAGAACAUGACCCUCCCCAGUCUCUCCUGGGAGCAGAUGGGCAGUUACCGGUGUGUUGUGGAGAACCCGGAGACCCAGCUGACCUUCUACAGAGAUGUCACCGUCCAGCCACCUCAUGAGUGCAACCACCAUGCUCUCCAAACUUUGCUUCCCAUGUGCUUUUUGUCUAGGCCGGAGGCCCCUCUGCUGCUACACCCCACUCCCAGCUUCUGGUGA
Messenger RNA from Mus pahari (shrew mouse), 1041 nucleotides. RefSeq names its product carcinoembryonic antigen related cell adhesion molecule 18 (gene Ceacam18). Lineage: Eukaryota; Metazoa; Chordata; Mammalia; Rodentia; Muridae. The record is from RefSeq and is a predicted model, not a curated record.